AUCACUUCACCCGAAAAACUCCCUUUCUAUCAUUUCACUACUUUCAAAAAAGAGUCCCAUCACAGAAAACUGUGGUCUGUGACUCUGUGGUCGUCCGUGUUGCGGUGGCUUGACGGCGCUUGCAUCGCCGUUAAAGAUCGCGUUUGGACUCAGAUCCGAACCGCAUUGUACUCGUUGUAUAGUAAGUUGCCAAGAUGGUCGCCAAUGAAUUCACAGUCGAUUUAAACAAAGCUCUUGUCUUCCAGGUUGGUCAUCUUGGAGAAGCAUAUGAGGAAUGGGUUCACCAGCCAAUUCCAACCAGGGAAGGCCCUCGAUUUUUUGAAAGUGACUUUUGGGAGUUCUUGACUCGCACUGUCUGGUGGGCAGUUCCAGUCAUUUGGCUGCCAGUUGUUUUCUACUGUAUCUCCAUGUCUGUAAGAAUGGGCCAUACAUGUCUAGAGAUAGUAGAAAUGGUGGCUUUUGGCAUUUUUAUUUGGACAUUGAUGGAAUACAGUUUGCACCGUUUCCUUUUCCAUAUCAAAACAAAGAGCUAUUGGGGUAAUACUUUUCAUUAUCUUAUUCAUGGUUGCCACCAUAAGCAUCCUAUGGAUGGCCUACGGCUUGUUUUUCCUCCUGCGGCGACAGCUGUUCUAUGUAUACCAUUAUGGAAUUUGGUAAAACUUCUAGCAACUCCAUCGAUAGCUCCAGCUUUGUUUGGAGGUGGUUUACUUGGGUAUGUGAUGUAUGAUUGCACCCAUUACUACCUGCACCAUGGUCAGCCCUCAAGUGGAGUACCUAAACACCUCAAGAAAUAUCACUUAAAUCAUCACUUCAGAAUCCAAGAUAAGGGGUUCGGAAUCACAUCAUCCCUUUGGGAUCGAGUGUUUGGAACACUUCCUCUGGGGAAAUCAGCUGAAACGAAGAAAUGAAUUAAAGGAGAUGGUAAAAACUGUUCAUUAUUACUAUUGGCUCAUAACAUUUUUCCAAACAUUCUUUCUUUCUUUCUUCUGCUGUUAAUUUAUUCUAGACUGAGUAGUAGUCUAAUCGAUUGCUUCCAGGUCAUGGGUGGUGUCAAUUUUGUGGUGUAGUUUUGUAUAAAUGAAAUUGCUAUUUUCCUGUUAUAUUCUAUUUGUGAAAGAAAAUUCCUUAAUUCUGUCAA
Molecule: messenger RNA, 1138 nt
Organism: Mangifera indica (mango)
Lineage: Eukaryota; Viridiplantae; Streptophyta; Magnoliopsida; Sapindales; Anacardiaceae
Product: dihydroceramide fatty acyl 2-hydroxylase FAH1-like
Exons: 7
Coding region: 195-908 (237 amino acids)
Biological process (GO): fatty acid metabolic process; lipid biosynthetic process
Cellular component (GO): membrane; endoplasmic reticulum
Molecular function (GO): fatty acid 2-hydroxylase activity; iron ion binding
Source: RefSeq, a predicted model, not a curated record